AUGUGUCCCAUCACCUUCUGGAUGCACGAAUGUUUCUUUUGCGGAGCCGUCAAGGACAACGCUUCUCGCUACGACCCCGCGAUCACCACUACUUGUCCAGGGUGUAAUACUCCAGUCGAGGAGAAGCUGGAAUGGCGUUACUGGAUCUGCCCUCCAUGUGAGGAAGAGAGAGCUACCGACGAGCGCAAAUAUCCCCCUAGAGGCCAGCCCCCGCAGCAGCGUGCCCGUGCGUAUAUGUUCCCGAAUGAAACUCAGCCACAGAAUGGAACUCAGCGCCAGGGCGAGCCCCGUUUCCAGGCCGCUCCACGUUUCCAAGAUGCUCCGCGGUACCAGCAGUUGCAGAACAAUCCGGGUGGUCGUCACCCCACUCAGCAGUAUCCUGCUCAGCAAGAGGAGCAACGCCCCCAGUACUUCCAGAUGGGCCAGCCUCCCCGUGGCCAGGACGAACCCCGCCGCCAGGGUCGUCGUGAGAGCCGUCGUGAGAGCCAUGGCCACCAUCACCACGACCACUACUACUAG
Fusarium subglutinans is the source of this 519-nucleotide messenger RNA. RefSeq lists its product as uncharacterized. NCBI's taxonomy places the organism in Eukaryota, Fungi, Ascomycota, Sordariomycetes, Hypocreales, Nectriaceae. The transcript has a single exon. The record is from RefSeq and is a predicted model, not a curated record. Bases 1 to 519 code for a protein of 172 amino acids.